Pseudomassariella vexata is the source of this 519-nucleotide messenger RNA. RefSeq lists its product as uncharacterized. NCBI's taxonomy places the organism in Eukaryota, Fungi, Ascomycota, Sordariomycetes, Amphisphaeriales, Pseudomassariaceae. The transcript has 4 exons. The record is from RefSeq and is a predicted model, not a curated record. Bases 1 to 519 code for a protein of 172 amino acids.
AUGAGCAGACCCGGCGCCUUCUUCGUUGGUGACAGGAUCCUUCGCAGCCACCGCAUCAUAUCAGCGGGUUCGUCGACAUCGUUCUGCAUUGUGAUCAUUGAGCUUCACUCAGGCGGAUUAGUAGCUAUGGCCAUCGAAAACCCCGGGGGUCUCAAAUUCGCUCGCGAAGCCCCAGCAAGAAACAUCGAGGUCACAAAUUUCUUGCAUGUCACCCAACCCGAGGGCAACUUUGUCGAGAGCAUAACGCGAGGUUGUCCGGCAAUCCACAACAUCCUGGCAACCUACUGCGAGCUCGACGCCGGCCAAAAAUUGCAAAUCUUCACCCACGGCGUCGCCUUCGAUCGCGGCUACUGGGACCACCCCUGCUACAAGUACAACUACCGCUACGUGGACCAGGCCAUGUCCCACAGCUACUCAACCUUCUCUCUGGAUGGCACGGGUGGCCCCUUCUUCGCGUUUGGUGGCAAUUUCGUCACUGCCAACAUUUGCCCGCCUCUGGCCGAGUAUCCGGACGGGUAG